AUGAGGACCAGCCUCCUGCUUGUGUUCCUUUGGGGGUUAUCCUGUGCUCUCCCAGUGGCAAGAUAUCAAAAUACUGAAUCUGAGAGCUCUGAAGAAUGGAAAAGUCAUUUGGCUCAGUCACCAACACCACCCAUGGAGAACAGUGAGUCAUCAGAAGAAAGUAAAGUUAGCUCAGAGGAACAGGCAAAUGAUGAUCCCAGUGACAGCACUGAGACAGAGGAGCACCUGGAUUCUGAUGAUACCCAGUAUAUUUAUAGACCAGCUAGUGGCCUCUCUAGGAGUGCAGGAGCAGAAGGAAAUGAUAAAGAAGAUGAUGAAGAUGACAGUGGAGAUGACACCUUUGGUGAUGAGGACGAUGGCCCGGUGCCUGCAGAAGGUCAAGAAGGACUCUCCAGACUUGACAGUGAUGAGGAUUCUUCUGACACUGCACAAUCCACUGAAGACAGUGCCUUACAGGAAGAUAGCAGCCAAGAUACCACCAGUGAGAACAGGGACCUCGACAGUGAAGAAGAGGAGGAGCAUAGGCCUCAGAGAGGUGACUCUACUUGGGACAGCGAGAGUGAGGAACACUGGGUGGGAAGCAGCAGUGAGGGGGAGAGUAGCCACGGGGAUGGUUCUGAGUUCGAUGAUGAAGGAAUGCAGAGUGAUGACCCGGACAGCACCAGGAGUGAGAGAAGCCACUCCAGGAUGAGCACUGCAGAUGUCAGAUCAAAAGCAUCAAAAGGGGAUAGUGAACAGGUGAGCACUCAGGAUUCAGGGAAAAGUCACUCAGUGGAGUAUCCCAGCAAGAAGUUUUUCAAAAAGUCCCGCAUCUCUGAGGAAGAUGGCAGAAGUGAGCUUGCUGAGAGCCAAGCAACAGAAGAAGUCCAGAGUGACUCCAUGGACAAUACCGACUCUGAAGAAGCUGGCCUUACCCAAUCCAGAGAGGACAGCAAGAAUGAGUCUCAGGAGGACAGUAAAGAGAGUCAGUCCCAGGAAGACAGUCGAGAUGUGCAGGAUCCCAGUAGUGAGUCCAGCCAAGAAGAUGACCUGCUAUCUCAGGAAAGCAGCAGUGAAUCUCAGGAAGAGGUGACUAGUGAGUCCAGGGGUGAUAAUCCGGACAACACCAGUCAGACAGGAGUCAGCGACUCCAGUGAAGAAGACAGCUUGAAUACACUCUCCAGUUCAGAAAGUGAAUCCAGAGAGGAGCAAGCUGACAGCGAGUCCAAUGAGAGCUUCAAAUCCUCAGAGGAAAGCCCAGAGUCUAGCGAGGAUGACAACAGUUCCAGCCAAGAGGGCCUCCAGUCUCAGGAUGCCUCAGCAGAGAGCCAGAGUCAAGAUAGCCGGUCUGAGGAAGAGGCUGACAGUGAUUCUCAGGACAGCAGCAGAUCAAAAGAAGAUAGCAACUCCAUGGAGAGUACAUCCAGCAGCGAGGAAGAUGGCCCGCCAAAAAAUUUGGAGGUCGACAGCAGAAAACUAACAAUUGAUGCUUAUCACAACAAACCCAUUGGAGACCAAGAUGAUAAUGACUGCCAAGAUGGCUACUAG
Castor canadensis (American beaver) is the source of this 1527-nucleotide messenger RNA. RefSeq names its product dentin matrix acidic phosphoprotein 1 (gene Dmp1). Gene Ontology annotation, molecular function: extracellular matrix binding. Lineage: Eukaryota; Metazoa; Chordata; Mammalia; Rodentia; Castoridae. Gene Ontology annotation, biological process: cell adhesion; ossification; extracellular matrix organization. Gene Ontology annotation, cellular component: extracellular matrix. The record is from RefSeq and is a predicted model, not a curated record.